CCGCCUUGUCUGAGCGAUCUAAACGCACGUUUUUUUUUUCACCAGCUAUCGACGCGUUGGGACGUGAAGAAAUUCAUUGAUUUGAUCUCGAGGGAUUGGGACAUUUGGGUUUUUAUCUGCCUUCAGGUUGGCUUCGUGAGAGCUAUUUUACGGCUUUAUUGGCAUUUAUUUUAUUGAACUUGCGCAAGUGUUUCAUGAGACGUCUUAAUGAUUAUUGAAUUUGAUCGAUCGGAUAGAAGAUUUAAUCGGUUGGAUUAACAUCGAAUUAUUUUUCUCGUUUCUUCUGCUUCAUUCAUCGGUCUGUGUCUCUUCUUCGGAAAGAUUGACGAGCGCUAUGAAGUCCACGCAAGAGCUCUUGCCAGAGUUGCAGGGGAAAGACACAACGUCAAUAAAUAACGCUCCUGCACACGAGGUAAUACCAACAAUACCCGAGUGGUUUCGGAAUCGAUGUGUUCUCAUUACCGGGGCAACUGGAUUUAUGGGAAAAGUUCUGUUGUCGAAAUUAUUAAUGAGCUGUCCGGAUGUGGGAAAGGUUUAUCUUCUUGUGCGGGAGAAGAAAGGCGUCGAUCCACAGAGUAGACUCUCCUCACUCGUGCAGCAAGAGCCGUUCAAAGACCUCCGGGCGAAUCAUCCAGAGAGGUUGAAGAAAUUAGCAGUGAUACCGGGGGAUGUCACGGUGGAGAAUCUCAGUCUCUCGGUGGAGAAUAGGGAGCUGUUGAUACGUGACGUAUCAGUCGUCUUCCAUAGCGCUGCUAAUGUUAAAUUCGAUGUGCCAUUGAAGGACGCUAUCGGAAUGAAUACUGCGGGAGUUAGGAAUCUCAUUACACUAUGCAAACAGAUGCAAAACCUGCAGUCGCUGAUCUAUUUGUCAACGGCUUACACCCACUGCGGCGAGAAGAUCCUCGAGGAUCGUGCCUACCCCAGUCCAAUGGUCCCCGAGCAGGUGAUAAGUCUCGUGGAGAUUCUGGACAAUGAUCUCCUGAAUAUAAUGACUCCGAAAUUGCUCAAGGACAUGCCAAACACUUAUGCCUUCAGCAAAGCUCUCGCAGAGGACCUGAUCAACAGGUCUAACUUGCCGGCCGGCGUUGCCAGGCCAUCGAUUGUUGUAGCUUCUUGGAAGGAACCAGCGCCUGGUUGGGUGGAGAACAUGAACGGCCCAACCGGCCUCAUGAUUGGGGCAGCUAAGGGGGUCGUGCGAAGUGUCCUCUGCGAUGGGAAUUUCAUUCUUGAUGCCAUCCCCUGCGACAUCGCUGUCAAUGCUAUAAUCGCGUUGGCAUGGAAAGUUGGCCUUGAAUCACCGGCCAAACCGAUUUAUAUGAAUGUAACUGAGAGUGGGGAGAACCCGAUGACCUGGGGAGAAAGCCUGGCGUAUGGCAGGAAGCAUGCAUUCGAAAAUCCAUUUUCAGGUAUUCUUUGGUAUCCACGCGGUGGAGUAACAAACAACAAGUACUAUCACAAGGUUCUCGUCUUAUUUCUCCACCUACUGCCAGCGUAUUUCGUUGAUGCACUGUGUUUUUUAACUGGUCAUAAACCAUUUCUGGUGAGAGUGCAACGCAGGGUCAGCUGGGGUAUGAGACUCGUCCAAUAUUACAUGAUGAAACAAUGGAUUUUCAGAAAUGACAGAAUGAAAGAACUGAGGGAGCAAUUACUACCAGCUGAUAAAGAGGUUUUCUUCAUGGAUACGAAGGCCUACGACUGGAACGAGUACAUGAAGACAUACGUUCUGGGAGCUCGAAAGUACAUAUUGAAGGAAGAUCCAGCGACGCUCCCCAAAGCCAGAAGAGAUAUUCUUCAUGAUAUGCCAAUGCUAGUGCCGAAUAAGCCGAAUAUGGAAAAUUUACCGGACAGAAUAGCUGAUAUGUUUGAGAAUAAAGAGAUUCUUCUCACUGGUGGGACGGGUUUUCUCGGUAAAGUGAUAGUGGAAAAAUUUUUACGCUGCAUACCUAAUGUGGGUAAAAUACACAUUCUCGUGAGACCGAAGAAGGGAAAAGAUCCGAAAAAUCGACUCGAGGAGAUCUUUAAUUCGGCGCUAUUCGAGAAAGUGAAGAAUUUGCGGGGUCUGCCGGCCCUUCACAAGUCCGUCUGCGUCGUUAAUGGGGAUGUAUCGUUACCAGGAUUGGGAUUGUCGCCCGAGGAUAGACAAAUGCUUUGCGAGAAGAUCAGCAUUGUUUACCAUGGGGCAGCUACUGUGAGAUUCGACGAGCGUCUGAAGCGUGCUGUAUUGCUGAAUACACGUGGUACCAAACAAAUGCUCGAAUUGGCCAAAGAAAUGAAACACUUGGAGCUAUUUGCUCACAUCAGUACAGCUUAUUGUCACUUGGAGGAGAAAGUGCUCCAGGAGAAGCCGUACCCUCCGCCAGCGGAUCCCCACAAGAUAAUCAAGUGCGUGGAGUGGAUGGAGGACGACGUCGUCGAGGCUAUGACCGAUAAAAUUCUGGGGAAAUUGCCAAACACUUAUGCUUUCACGAAAGCAUUGUCCGAGGGACUUGUGGAGGAGGUCAUGGCCGAUAUUCCAGCCAUAAUUCUUCGCCCAAGUAUCAUAAUACCAGUGUGGAAGGAGCCCCUUCCCGGCUGGACAGACAAUAUAAACGGACCAACAGGCCUCCUAAUUGGUGCAGGAAAAGGCGUAAUAAGAACCAUGUACUGCGACGAGCGUGGUUACGCCGACUACCUUCCUGUUGACAUAGCAGUCAAUGCCAUACUCGGUGUAUCAUGGAACUUCAUACACACCAAAGACCAGAGGAGAGUUUACAAUUUAACGAGUAGCCACGAGUUCAAAGUCUCCUGGAGGGAGAUUAUUGAGCGUGGUCGUAAAAUAACGGAAAAGGUUCCGCUGAAUGGUGUUGUUUGGUAUCCAGGUGGUAGCAUGAAGAAAUCACGCUUUAUUCACAAUAUAUGCGUUUUAUUUUUCCACAUGAUACCGGCUUAUUUCAUCGAUACUCUGAUAUUUCUAGCUGGUCAUAAACCCAUCAUGUGCCGAGUACAUCGAAGAAUCAACAAGGGCUUCGAGGUGUUCGAGUACUACGCCAACAAUCAAUGGGACUUUGAAAACCACAGCAUCGAGGUUGUUAGGGAUAAUUUCAAUGAAAGAGAGCGCAAGAGUUACCAGCUCAACGGGGAUGACAUGGAUUUGGAUGCCUACUUCGAGGCCUGCAUCAGAGCUGCACGAAUUUACAUCCUCAAUGAGCCUCCCGAGACGCUACCUGCGGCUCGGAGGCAUAUGCGAGUGAUGUACUGGGUGGACGUUUUCACGAAGAUAAUGGUCUUCGUCCUUCUGAUCUACACCCUGUGCAGCUGGAGCGACAGCUUCAGAGCAUUCCUCAUCGGUGGCUGGACAGUCGUUGCCAACGCCAUCGACGUUUGAAGUUACAAAAACAUGUAGCACAUUUCCUCUCUAUUUUCUACUAUAUACUGUAAUUUUUGUUAUCAGUACCGACUCAUUGUAAUUAAAAUAAAGUGAAUGGAUACAUGAA
This is a messenger RNA of Diachasma alloeum, 3473 nucleotides long. RefSeq lists its product as uncharacterized. Gene Ontology annotation, molecular function: alcohol-forming very long-chain fatty acyl-CoA reductase (NADP+) activity. NCBI's taxonomy places the organism in Eukaryota, Metazoa, Arthropoda, Insecta, Hymenoptera, Braconidae. Bases 335 to 3364 code for a protein of 1009 amino acids. The transcript has 15 exons. Gene Ontology annotation, cellular component: peroxisome. The record is from RefSeq and is a predicted model, not a curated record. Gene Ontology annotation, biological process: long-chain fatty-acyl-CoA metabolic process.